Messenger RNA from Colletotrichum tamarilloi, 3123 nucleotides. RefSeq lists its product as uncharacterized. NCBI's taxonomy places the organism in Eukaryota, Fungi, Ascomycota, Sordariomycetes, Glomerellales, Glomerellaceae. The record is from RefSeq and is a predicted model, not a curated record. The transcript has a single exon. The coding region runs from base 1 to 3123 and encodes 1040 amino acids.
AUGGAGAACGAUCUUGACUCCAGAGCGCCUUUCGCGGCUCACGACCGUCUGAUGAUGGCGGGGCUGGCCACUCUCGGCCAAUAUCGAAUCGAACGUCGCGAGGCUGAGCUCUGGGCUGUCAAAGAUUGCAAGUUUCUCGUAGUUGACGAAGAAGGGGAGUUGGUCGACGGGAAAAGAGACCAGGCAGCGCCUUCCACGAUCGAGCAACUGGACAAAGUGCGUGAGAAGAUUUUGAAACAGCCCACAGAGGUCUGCGAAGAAAGAGCUGUUCGGGAUGAGAAGAGAAGGAAGGGAAAGGCGAUUGAAAAUGACGACUGGGAAUUCGAGGAUUCGCCGUCAGGGGCACGUCUGCAGUUUUGCGGGAACGUGGAACCCAGAUAUGCCCGCUCGUCGACGAACGUGGAUGAGCCCCCUCCGGACGAUUUUGAAUGCAUCAUCUGCGCUCACUGCCCCGAAUUUCCACACGACAGAAAGACACGCCAUUUCCGUCUCUACAGACCGAGAGAUGAGUUCCCAGAGCUUUUUGAGGACGGCAUACCUUCGGCAAACAACAUCUGCGCGCACUAUCUGGCCAUUUCGUAUUGCUGGCCUCCUCAACAAAAGGACAACAACGGGAAUAUAACCGACAUACCCAGAACAUACAAAGUCCGCGACCUAGAUGGUGUCGUCCGAGAAAACAGAGCCCUGGACGAUAUUCUUGACCGUGCUGUUGACGUCGCCAACAGCUUUGGUCUACGUAUGAUCUGGAUCGAUCAAGAAUGCCUUCCUCAGCCCCCACAAGAUACCGAGUCACCCUCUAAGGAAGAUAAACAAUUUGGAAUUCAAGCGAUGGAUAUCAUCUACAAUAGAGCUUUUGUUACCGGGGGUCUGCUUGACGUCGCCAUGUCAAACUGGCAACAGCUGGAAAAGAUCCGGGGUUUGAUUUCGAAGACCAGAAAUUCAGGUACCAGUCGCUUAAUUACGAAUGAUCAAGACCUGGAGAUAGUCAUAUCAUUUCUUCAAAAAGUCAAGAGCGAUCGAUGGUAUACCCGUGCGUGGGUGGUCCAAGAAGCUAUCAGCGCUGGUGACAACCUCAGUCUUGUGUUCAGACGUGGUAGUGGACUACCUGAACGAACGAAGCCUCGAAUUCCCAACAAAAGGAGUGGUCUGCCGACUCAUUCACUUGAGAGCGAGAACCAAAGACGCGGUCUCCCAUCCGAAGUUGUUUGCAUCAUGGUACACGAGUUUCGCGACAUCGUUCGGGCUGCAAAGACAUUCCUACAACAACAUUCACUUGAGGGAGAUGAAUUGAAUUUGCACCGCAAAGCAAGUUUAUAUGUAGCCAUGGGAAUUGUCGCCGAGGCUGAAGAUCUGCACCCUCCAUUUUGGAAACCGAAGAAGAGCUUCAAUUUCGGCGCGCGAAGCGCCAUUUCGUUUGGCAUCCGACCCACUGUUGACGCAGCCGGUGCCCUGACAUUGCUGAAGACACGAGAAUGUUACCACAACCAGGACCGCCUAGCUAUCAUGGCGAAUAUGUGUGGCUAUGAACACCGCCUGGACCCAGAAGCCGUUGCUAGAGACCGCCUCUCGCUUCGUGCAGCGCUUCUAACCCUGUCACUCAUGAACAACGAUUUCUCCCUUUUGGUUCCGGAGGCAUACUCGGAUACCAUAGCGAAAGACGCCAGCGAGGACCCAGGAUUGUGCCUUCUACAAAGCGUCCGACCAGGCUGGGCGCACCCGUUCGAUGUUGACUUUGAGUUCCUGGACCAGGUGACUAUCCGUGGAUUCGACCUUCCAAGAACCAUACUACGCGAACGAAGGCCCGGUAUUCUUGGUGUAUCCGCGUACAUCUGGGACGUCGGAUUCGAACCGAUUGACCUGACUCCGAUAAAGGUUCGGUGGCUUCAAGACUGGCUCAACCUAUCUUGCAUCAAGACUAAGUGUGUGCGCAUGCCGGAUGAAGAAUUGCGUGCAUACAAACUGCGACAAGAUACAAUAGCUGAGCGGAUGCAUUUACCAAAUGCGACGGCGCGUAUCAAGCGAGAAUUGGCUGAAAAAGGAGUCCUUGGCAGCGAUUCCCCAUUCUGGAGCGGUAUUGAGCACUACGCAGGCACAGCCGAAAUAUCUCUGUGCCUUCUUGCCAACAGGCUGGAAUUCAGCCCGUCUCGCCAGGUACUUUUCGGAGAAAUCUUCUUCGAUAUUCUUCGUUUCCUGCACGACAAAGCCACAAUCGACCCAAGGGCCCAAGGAGUUGCCAAUAGCAUAUGGCAAUCUGUUCGGGUAGACGCAGUUCACGACGACUUUCCGCCUUUGCCUGACGAGGUCAGCAACGGACUCUUUGAGCAUCCUGCUGUACAGCGCAACGCGUUUCGCACAAUUGCGCUGGAUAGAACCCGAACCGGAGAGUACUACCAGACAUGGUUCAUUGAUCGCAUAAUGAUGCAUGGCAAUCUAUUCGUAGGCUCCUAUGUACCGGAACCCCGAGACGACAAGUUUGCCGGCCAACAAAGCACUGCAUCGAACGCAGAAGCCAACCAAGAACAUCAGCAUGACAGUCUUGAAUAUGACGAACUCUUCAAAAGGGCUAAGAGGUUCGGCAUUAAUGGAGUCAAAUGUUGCACCAUGCACCGCCAGUUUCAUAGAGCAAUGGCCACAUAUGCCAUUGCUGCCGAUGAUAUCCAUCGUUAUUCUCACCUGCAGACGGAAGCCGAGAAGAAGUCCAGACCUGGAGGUGCUCGCUUACAGCUCACGCCCGGAACGAUGGUGUCUUUUUUGGAAUCAAUGGCCACGAUACAAGAUUCCGAAGAAGAGACUCGUCGAGCUAAAGAGCUUUUUUCUAUAUUCGAUGUAGAUGGCCCUUGUAAGAUUGCUAUCCCGUACGACACGGCUUGGGAGAUGAUUCCUCACCCAAGCAUGAGGAGUAUGAGCGUUGGCUGGAUCGCUGAAUUCGGCGGUGCUCCUGAUGAAGACGAAGAAUCGCGUGUGGCGAUGGUGGAAAGAAUGACCAAUGGGUCCUCAUCCUCAACACGCAGUCGGAUCAAAGAAGCUGUCACUAUGAGAGUAUUGGGCAAGGUAAGAGGUUUUUGGCCUAUCAUGUUUACACAUCCGAUAGGUAAGUACGCGCUUGUCGAUAUGGGAUGGUAG